AUGCCAGCACCAUGUGCAGGUCUUCCAAACUGUCCUUGCGCUGAUCCAAAGGAACUUGACCGUCUCCGCUCUCUUAAUCCUCUCAAAAUUGCUUUAACUUGGACUUUCGGAUUCGGAAUGUUCGCAAAAUUGCCUCAAUGCGGCGAUUUAAUUGUUUCCGGACACACAAUGUUCAUGUGGCAAUCAAGCAGAUGGAUUAUGGAGACAACAUCCAGAAUGUUGCCAACUCUUGGAUCAACAUUUGUCAAACUUGGUUCAUUGUACACAUUUUUGAUUGGUAUUUGCUAUAUUACAUUGUCAAGGAACCAUUAUACCAUUGAUAUUUGGUUCGGUUUCCUUCUUUCUGAAGGAUGUUACUAUCUUUAUGGACUUCUCGAAGAAAGAGUUGAUGAUGCAAACAAUAACUCGAUCCCUGUGAAGAUAUUAAGAUGGUUCGAGACAAGAAAGUAUCCAAUCAUGAAAGAGGAAUACGAAUCUGAUGAUUCAUCAACACUUGUUGAAGUUUAA
Molecule: messenger RNA, 507 nt
Organism: Trichomonas vaginalis G3
Lineage: Eukaryota; Parabasalia; Trichomonadida; Trichomonadidae
Product: sphingomyelin synthase-related protein 1 family
Exons: 1
Coding region: 1-507 (168 amino acids)
Biological process (GO): ceramide biosynthetic process
Cellular component (GO): Golgi membrane; endoplasmic reticulum membrane
Molecular function (GO): sphingomyelin synthase activity; ceramide cholinephosphotransferase activity
Source: RefSeq, a predicted model, not a curated record